Messenger RNA from Rhopalosiphum padi (bird cherry-oat aphid), 1128 nucleotides. Its product is annotated as E3 ubiquitin-protein ligase rnf8-A-like. The coding region runs from base 445 to 1128 and encodes 227 amino acids. Lineage: Eukaryota; Metazoa; Arthropoda; Insecta; Hemiptera; Aphididae. The record is from RefSeq and is a predicted model, not a curated record. Gene Ontology annotation, molecular function: metal ion binding. The transcript is spliced from 7 exons.
UUCGCCACCGACUCGGUCGAUCUUCGGACGCCGACGCUAAAGAUGGAUACCGCGGAAAGUCGUGUGGUGGGAACGGGUCGGGCGAUGUAGCAGGAUUAGUUUUGGUAGUAACUACAACCUGCGCGUUUCGGCGUUUGGCAGUUCAGCAGUUGCCAGUUUUCCUCCUCAGUACAGUCUUUUGCUAGUCAUCUCCCCGUCAGAUUGGUCCGUAACGGAGACCGAACCUUUAACCGCCAUCAUACCACAGGUGCAUACUCAGUAUAGGCAUUUGUCAGUGUGCAUAUUUAAUAACGUCAAGUGUUCGUUGUUGUAAUUCAGGUGUUCAGUGCCCAAAACGCUACAGUCUCGUGCACGUCACCCACAACUCGUUGUCCAGAAGUACGGAACAGCUGUUGCUACGAUCAAAAGUUUCCGCAACUGUUAACAAUACACCUUUGCAGCAAUAUGAACCCCAACAACCAUGUAUGUCAAUUUUACCUGCAAAAAACUUGUCGGUUUGGAGAUAAAUGUUGGAAUAGACAUGAAAAGUCAUCAUAUUCAAGCAAUAAACAUCAACAAGUACAUCACAAUGUUCAGCAGAAAUUUACUAUCAAAUCAAGUGCACGUUCAGCUUUAAAUUCUGCUCAGAAUAUAAAUCAAAUACAUCCAAAAAAAUCAUCAAUAAAAGAUAUGUUACAAUUGAGAAAUAAAAAUAAAAAGCUUAUCAAAAAAAUCAAUUUGCUUGAAACAUCAGUUGAUACACUUAGCAGUCAAUUAAAUUGGCAAGAGAGAAAGAAUGCUAAGUUUAUUGAUGAAUUUAAUAUAAUGCGGUUGAAUGACGAAGAUUACAAAUGCCUUAUUUGUUUACGAGUAUUCAUAAGGCCAAUUUUGCUGGGCUGCUCGCACAUGUUUUGUGAAUUAUGCAUUGAUAGAUGGAUAGUGGAUAAUCAAAAUUGUCCAACAUGUGAUAAUUCAAUAGUCAAACGCUCAUAUUGUUUAAGUAUAGACAAUUUCAUCAAAAGGAUGAAAGAAAAGAUACCAGAACAUAAAGUCAAAAUGAAGUUCAAGAAAUUAGAAGAAUCUAGAGCUGAGGAUAAAUCAAAAAGUAAAACUGAUAAUGAUUUUUUUAAUAAUUACUUUUUACUCUAA